Messenger RNA from Seminavis robusta, 771 nucleotides. NCBI's taxonomy places the organism in Eukaryota, Bacillariophyta, Bacillariophyceae, Naviculales, Naviculaceae. The record is from the annotation of a GenBank genome assembly.
AUGGUUGUCCAUGGAAUGCAAGGACAUGUUUGGGUGCUGCUAGAGGAUGCCACCUGGAUGUGCUCCAGUGGGCUCAUGCAAAUGGAUGUGCAUGGGAUGAGGGGUUCUGCUGCUUACGGUGGCAAUUUGGAAAUCUUGAAGUUUGCUCAUGAGAAUGGUUGUCCAUGGGAUGCGCGGACAUGUGCGACUGCUGCCGAACAUGGUCAUUUGGAAGUUUUGAAGUGGGCCCGCAAAAAGGGCUGCCCGUGGGACGAACGGACAUGUUCCUAUGCUGCUCGAUGUGGAUACUCGGACGUGAUCGAGUGGGCACGUGGAAAUGGUUGUCCAUGGAACGAACAUACAUGUCACACGGCUGCCGAAUUCGGUCACCUUCAUACGCUCAAGUGGGCCCGUGCAAAUGGUUGCCCGUGGAAUUCACAGACAUGCGCUAAGGCUGUCCGAAAUGGCCAUUUAGAAAUUCUGAAGUGGUGUCGUGAAAAUGGUUGUCCGUGGGGUGAAGGGACUUGUGCGAGUGCUGCUAAAGGGGGGCAUUUGGAAAUCCUAAAGUGGGCCCGUGAAAAUGGUUGUCCAUGGGACGACUGGACAUGUCUGAGGGCUGCCCAACAUGGCCAUUUGGAUGUGCUCAAGUGGGCUCAUGCGAAUGAUUGUCAAUGGGAUGCUAGACAGGUAUAUCGAUACGCAGAAGCCUGCACGUCUGGCAAAAAGGCUGAAGUGAUCCACUGGUUACGCACCACUGGCGAUGUCAUACCUAGGGAUCCCGAAUCACCGUAA